UGCCAAGUGCUAAUAGUUAGUGCAAUCUAUAUCGGUUUACUGCCAUAGUUUUCCUAUUUCUGAUCAGUUAUAUUUGGGACACUGAACACUACAAGUCGACAUGAACACUCUAUUGAAUUUAUUCCUAUUAAUGAGUUUCUACUUCUUGGCUGUAACUCUGCACCUGGCUUUGUGCGAUGAUGUUCCAUCAGCCGAGGCAGACAUGGUUAUAACCCAAAGCGAACCACAGCACUCCACGCCCGAUGACUUUGAUUUUUGACCCCCGAUACCGAUACCAAAAGAACUCGAUAAAGCCCUAGAAUGGGUAAAUAAAUAAAUUAUCUAUCAGCA
This is a messenger RNA of Drosophila kikkawai, 330 nucleotides long. RefSeq lists its product as uncharacterized. The record is from RefSeq and is a predicted model, not a curated record. Lineage: Eukaryota; Metazoa; Arthropoda; Insecta; Diptera; Drosophilidae.